Physeter macrocephalus (sperm whale) is the source of this 1412-nucleotide messenger RNA. Its product is annotated as alpha-1,6-mannosylglycoprotein 6-beta-N-acetylglucosaminyltransferase A. Gene Ontology annotation, cellular component: Golgi apparatus. Bases 579 to 1397 code for a protein of 272 amino acids. Gene Ontology annotation, molecular function: alpha-1,6-mannosylglycoprotein 6-beta-N-acetylglucosaminyltransferase activity. The record is from RefSeq and is a predicted model, not a curated record. Lineage: Eukaryota; Metazoa; Chordata; Mammalia; Artiodactyla; Physeteridae. The transcript has 7 exons. Gene Ontology annotation, biological process: protein N-linked glycosylation.
CUGUGUGUAUAAAUUAAUGUAGUCUAGUCCGGAAAGCAUAAGGAUUGGUAAAAGCUUUGGUUUAAUGCCUCCUGAGACUUGGAACAAAGAGAGGUUUUGUGGAGAUGCUCCAUCUUUGCCAAAUGUAGCCUUACUCCUGCUGAACUAAUAAUGGAUGGAUUUGGAUCCUAACAAGUGAGAUAAUGUAAUUUUUUAGAUAAAUGCCUCUGGGUGUUGAAGUGAUAGGGAAUGCUCACCUAGCUGUUUUUCGGUGUUUAUCUUAAAAGGCAGUCGGGUUCCGAAAUGUGAGAGGCCUGGUUCGCAGAAGCUCUUUGUCAGCCUGUCUGUUUGCAAUGGAUCAAGUUCUUAAAGAGGAGAAACUUAAAAAUGUCUGUCCUUGUAAUUGCAGGAGUGAUUACUGCUCUAUAGUAGACAUUGGAGGCAGAUCCAUCAGGCCAUGAUGGAAACGAGGAAAGGAAAUCAGCUGACGCAGGAGCCCGAGUGAGACGAAGAAAACCCACAAGCCCAGCCUACACCAUGAACUUGUGUCUCCUUUGCACACUGUAAGAGCCCAGGGCAGGUGAAGUUGCCAGAGAGCAAUGGCUCUCUUUACUCCGUGGAAGCUGUCCUCUCAGAAGCUGGGCUUUUUCCUCGUGACUUUUGGCUUUAUUUGGGGUAUGAUGCUCUUGCAUUUUACCAUCCAGCAGAGAACUCAGCCCGAGAGCAGCUCCAUGCUUCGGGAACAGAUCCUGGACCUCAGCAAGAGGUACAUCAAGGCGCUGGCAGAAGAAAACAGAAAUGUGGUGGAUGGGCCCUACGCGGGGGUCAUGACAGCUUACGAUUUGAAGAAGACUCUUGCUGUGUUGUUGGAUAACAUUUUGCAGCGCAUUGGCAAGUUAGAGUCAAAGGUGGACAACCUCGUAAUCAAUGGCACAGGGACAAACUUGACCAACUCCACCACAGCUGUUCCCAGCUUGGUAGCACUUGAGAAAAUUAAUGUGGCAGAUAUCAUUAAUGGAGCUCAAGAAAAAUGCAUACUGCCUCCUAUGGAUGGCUACCCCCACUGCGAGGGGAAAAUCAAGUGGAUGAAAGAUAUGUGGCGCUCGGAUCCCUGCUACGCAGAAUACGGAGUGGACGGGUCCACCUGCUCUUUUUUUAUUUACCUCAGUGAGGUUGAAAAUUGGUGUCCUCAUUUACCUUGGAGAGCAAAAAAUCCCUACGAAGAAGCUGAUCGUAAUUCAUUGGCAGAAAUUCGUAUGGAUUUUAAUAUUCUCUACAGUAUGAUGAAAAAGCAUGAAGAAUUCCGAUGGAUGAGACUACGGAUCCGGCGAAUGGCUGAUGUGUGGAUCCAGGCAAUCAAGUCCCUGGCAGAGAAGCAGAAUCUUGAAAAGAGAAAGCGGAAGAAAGUGAGUUUCUGAUUAAUUCACUUCAGU